Aspergillus terreus NIH2624 is the source of this 2859-nucleotide messenger RNA. It is a transcript of the gene pdeB, whose product is annotated as 3',5'-cyclic-nucleotide phosphodiesterase PDE2. Lineage: Eukaryota; Fungi; Ascomycota; Eurotiomycetes; Eurotiales; Aspergillaceae. Gene Ontology annotation, biological process: signal transduction. The record is from RefSeq and is a predicted model, not a curated record. The transcript is spliced from 2 exons. Gene Ontology annotation, molecular function: 3',5'-cyclic-nucleotide phosphodiesterase activity. Bases 1 to 2859 code for a protein of 952 amino acids.
AUGGAUCGCCUCGAAUGUUCCGCAGUUUACAUCGACCACCGCGUGAGCGCGGAACGAUGGGUGCACCAAAAUACGUCCGACGGUGCGACGGCAGGCACAGGUGGUAACAUUACGCUUCCCGACGAACCCGAAUCACUGCAGACGGAUGUGCAACUUCUCCUAGAGGUCUGCAAGCGAAGUAUUCGCGGAUCGUGGCCGGAAGUGGCACCGCCAUCGCCAUCAUCCCUCCGCCGCGGUUUCACCUUUUCUUCCCAGUCGGAAGGAACAUUCGAUCUGAAGUUGUUAUCCGGAUUAUCUGCCGAUAUCCCAGUUCAGGAAUCUCCGAAUUUGAUUGUGCCAGUUGCCAUUCUGCGCUCGUCUUGGGCAACCCCAACGAGCAUCCCCGUUGACCCACAACCCAUCAACACGGCACCAGAACCGCAACAGAUCUCCAAAUGCCUCGACGCGGGUGCUAUUGAUGUCCUAGCAACUCCUUUGGACCGGGCUAGGGUGCAAGGGUUGGUUGUUCAUGCAUUCCGUGCGCGCAAGUCGGGCCUGAAGGAACAGUCGCGCUUCAUGUCCAGGAAAAAGCUUCGGAAGCACUCGUGGGUAGGCGUGCAUGAUGAACAGCCGUAUGCCUACCUCAGAGAGGCAAUGGUGUCCAAGCUCAUGAAGGGAAUCUGCAACCCCGAAGAUGUGAUCGAAGAGUUCCAGGAUCGGGAAUUGGAUAUCUCCCCAGAGCGAAAAGAAUACGUCCAAGAGCAGAUCGGGUAUUGGAGCUUUACCGCCCACGAAUUUUCGGAAGAUGAGCUCGUCUUCGGGGCCUGCCAAAUGCUGCAGCAUGCGUUCACAUUGCCGAAUCUAGAACAUUGGCAGCUGACACCGGGAGAGCUUCGCACCUUUCUGCUCGCUUGCCGCGCGUCUUACAACUCGUUUGUCCUCUAUCACAAUUUUCGACAUGCCAUCGAUGUUUUGCAGUCGGUUUUCUGCUUCCUGGUCCAUAUAGGCGCCCUGCCUCCCUACGGGACAGUCGCGCCAGGGCUUGAAACAAAAAGCCCUCUGGCCGCCAUCCUCACGCCCUUUGACACUCUCACCCUACUUAUAUCCGCCAUUGGUCAUGAUGUUGGCCACCCGGGCGUGAACAAUUUCUUCCUAGUGAAGCUGAACGCUCCUCUGGCACAGCUGUACAACGACAAUUCGGUUCUGGAAGCCUUCCAUUGUGCUGCCUUUUCCCAGAUCCUGCGCCGCUAUUGGCCCGCUGCGUUCAAAGACCGCCAGCUGCGUAAACUUUUGAUCAGCUCGAUCUUGGCGACGGACAUGGGCGUCCACCAGAAGUUCAUGGAGAGGCUGGGGUCGCUUCAGGAGAAGUUCGACGAGAACAACAGAACGCUGGACGGCUGGAAACCCCAGGAUAUAGAGAUGUACAAGACGCUCGUCUGCGGUCUGUUAAUCAAAUGUGCCGACAUUAGCAACGUGGCACGGCCGUGGGAUGUCGCGGAGCAAUGGACCAAGAUCUUACAAGAGGAGUUUGCCAAUCAAGGCGAGAUGGAAAAAGAGGUGGGGAUGGAGACCGCUUUGUUCGGUGGUCCACCUGAACUGGGAAAUAUCUACAAACUCGCCACGGGCCAGAUCGGGUUCAUGUCUAUCUUCGCUCUUCCUCUGUUUGAGGGCGUUGCCGACAUAAUCCCAGACAUGCGGUUCACUGUCGAGCAUAUCCGGAAUAAUCAGGCUAAAUGGCAUAUGUUGGCCGACGCUGAAAAGAGGAGAAUGACACUACAAAAUGACAGCUUGACCGACGAUAUUAUCUCUCCGCGUACCAGGAGCCCAGCCGGCAGCCUCAAGAGCCUCAAGGGCCUUCGGGCACCUUUGACCUCAACAGGUCCUGACUCUCCUGCCAAACCGUCGUUCCCGGCACAUGACGCAACUCGGCGUUCAAAAUCAGACUACUUCGGCCCUGUCCGCUCGUCACCGGGCUCCACCUCCCCAUCAUCGAGCUACAAUGAAAAUACCAUCAGUCCAGUCGUGUCACCGGACACUCCGGGGCCGUCGAUGGAUAUCACCGGCAGUCCGUUCCCGUCGGACACACCGUCCCGCAAGUCCUCAAGUGCAGUACCGGACCUCGCCAUGCUGUCCAUCUCUGGCGGCUCUCCAAACCGCAACCGAAGUGGGUCGAAUAGGGCUGCAUCUAACGGUAACCACUCAGGCGAUGAUGCUUCACAGUCGCGAGAUCCGGCAGUGGUGGCGGCCGUUAUAUUUGCCAACUCGAAAGCCAGCGACGAGACCCCUGAUCGCUCCAGCUAUCAAGAUGGCUCGGUAGACGGGGCUGCAGAGCGGCCAAGCAGCUCACGAAAUGGGCCGCAUGCCUAUCGUCGCCACCACGCCAACACUGGAUCUUCUGGACGCACUUCAGGGCCGUCAAACCGCAACAGUUGCACGCGAACCCACAGUGUCAGCACGUACAGCAACAACAUGACACCUAUCUCUCCUGCCACGAACGCUACCAGUUUCCUGGAUAGCAGCGAUGAGAAGGGAUUUUCUCAGGAUAGUGCUGGACGGAGCGACCAUGAAGAAAGCGACCAAGACAACGUACCCAUCGACGAUGGUCACCACCUUGGCACCCAGCCCACUGUGCACUCGCAAAUGGACGCAGCUGACAACUCCACGUCUCCACCACUGGCACUGGGCAGUGGACACGGCAGCUCCGCUCAAUCCACGACCACCACGACUGGCAGUCUCAAGAACGAGGGCCGAGGCCAAACGGUUGAGGAGCCUGAGCACACGUCCCGCCGAUUGCCCAAGCGUCGCAGUCGCAUUCGGUUAGCCUUCUGGAAGCGCAAAACCCAUCAUUCACCCACGCAUGAGCUGAGCGGUGAAUCAUGA